Molecule: messenger RNA, 822 nt
Organism: Drosophila subobscura
Lineage: Eukaryota; Metazoa; Arthropoda; Insecta; Diptera; Drosophilidae
Product: protein dpy-30 homolog
Exons: 2
Coding region: 61-456 (131 amino acids)
Cellular component (GO): Set1C/COMPASS complex
Source: RefSeq, a predicted model, not a curated record
AGUCGCACGGAACAGAACUCGAAAAUAAAUCUAAAUAUAUUUAAAACAAAUAAAAUCGUGAUGCCCGUCAACGAAACCCCGCUCCCCGCCGCUGCACCGGCCACGCGCAUGUCCGCCAGUGGAGCUGGACCUGGACCUGGAGCUGCAGCUGCAUCUGUGGGCGGCGGUGCAGCUGGCGAUGGCGCAGACUUUGCCAGACUGAACGCUGUUGGCGCCCAAGGGUCCGAUCAAUCGAUGGACGAUGUACCUCCACCGUUUGCCAGCUGCAGCCGGCCUCGACCCGAUCCCAAUUCGCUGCCAGUGCGCCAGUACCUGGACCAGACCGUGGGUCCCAUUCUGCUGCACGGAAUGCAUGCUUUGGCCCGGGAUAGGCCCUCGGAUCCGGUCAGCUAUUUGGCCACGUAUUUGCUGAAGAAUAAGAACCGCUGCGAUGAGCUGAACGCCGAGUCGGCGUAGACACUAAGCAACACCAAUUUAAGCUCCCAAAUUUCGCACAUUCUAGUCCAACACUUUGAGCGUUCAUUCAGCGAGCACACUUACACCUAACCCAAGUACAAAUGCACAUGAAACCAAGUCGCCGGCUGGACUUUAAUCGAAUCUACACUUAGUACAAUGCAAUACACGCACACUAGGUCUCUCGACACUCCGCACCAUCGCAGCACACUGAAUUACACAUGCAAAAAUCAGAAAAGGGGGAUGCAGAUACCAUCCACAAGUUGCAAUUAACAUUUGUCCAACUCUGUUAUUCGCCGAUUUUAUAGAUCAUUGACUCUGGUACACAAUUUAUCGCCGUUUAAAUAUACUUAUUAAACACUCACCAGA